Molecule: messenger RNA, 685 nt
Organism: Homalodisca vitripennis (glassy-winged sharpshooter)
Lineage: Eukaryota; Metazoa; Arthropoda; Insecta; Hemiptera; Cicadellidae
Exons: 5
Coding region: 121-531 (136 amino acids)
Source: RefSeq, a predicted model, not a curated record
UCAUCGCCCAGCGUUCGCUCGUCAUGCCGCGGCCGGCCGGUCUGGGGGGGAGGUUGUGGUCCUGAGCCUAGCCUACACUCUAGUCGCACGUCGCACACAAGCUCCAGCUUCCGCGGUACAAUGUGGUCUUUUUGGCAGAUCGCUAUCUCAGCCGCCCUCGCAGCUGUCGUCUGCGCCCAAGACUAUGGCAAGUGUGGGGAGCGGGGUAGUCCUAAACACGGAAGGAUGAGGGUGAUUCUGCAGCGACCUGCCGGCAUCAUGGCGGGGUACAGCUGCGAGCCAGACUACCUCCGUGUGGGGAGUGUUUACAGCUUCUGUAUACAAGGCACCUGGACAACCCCUCUGCCCAAGUGCGUCAGGAGACCCUCAAGUGCCGGUGCACGAGAGGUAAAUGAUGAGGCAGAUCAGAACCCAGGCGUGCUGGUCAGUCUUGAAGAAUUACCCUCAACACAACGAAGUGAAAUAGUUGAAAGGACUAUUAAAAACAAGCAAGUGAGAAAGAAGAAAAAGCGAAAGAGGAAAAGGAAAUAAAAAGAGGAAGAACUCAUUAACUGGUGCAAGAAGUGUUGCAACAGUCAGCAAAAAUUGGGAUAUGUCCUGUUUACUCAACUCCUCUACAGAGGAUCCGAAGUAUGUUAGACCUCCUCAAGUUCCAAACUCUAUGGGACCAAAGUUUGUAAGGUGA